Molecule: messenger RNA, 1521 nt
Organism: Arctia plantaginis
Lineage: Eukaryota; Metazoa; Arthropoda; Insecta; Lepidoptera; Erebidae
Source: the annotation of a GenBank genome assembly
AUGCCAGUAGGACUGAACAGCCUGACUGAGGGAUGGCUAGAGCUAGAGAGCGACCCGGGGCUAUUCACAUUAUUGUUAGAAGACUUCGGAGUGAAAGGGGUACAGGUAGAAGAAAUUUAUGAUCUCCAUAAACCAUUAGAGAGCCCGGUUUAUGGUUUUAUUUUUUUGUUUCGAUGGAUAGAAGAGAGGAGGUCGAGAAGAAAAUUUGUUGAACAAAUAGAAAGCUUUGUACGCGAUGAGGAAACUAUAAACAAUAUAUUCUUCGCUCAGCAGAUGGUUCCAAACAGUUGUGCUACUCAUGCCUUGUUAUCAAUAUUAUUGAAUUACCCUAAUCUACAUUUGGGCGAAACUCUAAGUAGGUUAAAGCAUCACACACUUGGCAUGAACCCUGAGAACAAAGGUUGGGCCAUUGGUAACACACCUGAACUUGCCUGUGCUCACAACUCUCAUGCUAUACCUCAAGCAAGAAAAAAGACAGACAAAAAUGCUGGUGUUUCUACUGGACGCUUCACUGGUGAAGCAUAUCACUUUGUAAGUUUUGUGCCUAUCAAUGGACAUCUAUUUGAGUUGGAUGGGUUAAAGCCGUUUCCUACUGACCAUGGACCAUGGGCAGCUGAUGAAGACUGGACAGACAAGUUCAGGAGAGUUAUGGCUGAGAGACUUGGUAGAGAUGCUGGGGAACAGGUGCAUGAUAUCAGAUUCAACUUGAUGGCUGUAGUACCUGAUAGGCGGUUAGCAUUGACGCAAAAACUUAACGCUCUAGAACUGAAUCAAAAACGGGUUAAAGAAGCAAUCUCAAAAAUUGGAAAACAUUUAAGACAUUUACUAUCUAAACGCAGGGAAAUAAAUGAAAACGGAGAUGUAAUAUCAGAAUGUAGUGAUGAGAACUCACCUAAUGAUAGUAUGGUGCAAAUUAGUGAAGAAACAAUACUUACCGCUUUGGAGGCAUCGCAACUGCAGCUGUACGAUGUGGACUACACGCGACCAAUUACUAUUGAGAUUGGUGUAAAUGAUCGUCCACAUCAGGACAGUAGUAUUAUUUUAGUGGACCCUAUUGAGCCGGGAGCAGUAGUUAAGAUUGUGACAGUUAAUAGAGACAAUCAAAUCAUAGGAGAUUUAUAUCCAACUUCUAUAACCGCUCUUGUCAAGAGUAACGACGCUCCAGUGCUAAUGUGCUGCCAAUCAGACCCGGAACAUCCUAUCAAACUAAGGAAGCUACUUCUCACCCACUCGGAAUUGAACGUACUGAUGAGCAGUAUAGUUAAUGAGGUGCAGUCGUGUCAACAGGCUUUGAACGACGAGAAUGACAAAAGAGAUAUGUAUAAGGUGGACGAGUGUCGGCGGACCCACAACUACGACGAGUUCAUCUGCACGUUCCUGUCGAUGCUGGCGGAACGCGGCGCGCUGGGCGAGCUGGUGGCGGCGCAACUGGAGCGCGGCCGCAGCUCGCGCGCGCGCCGCCGCCGCCCCCGCCCGCGUCCUCGCGCUCGCCCGCGCCCGCGCCCCCGCACUCGCAAGUGA